CGGGAGUUGCUGGCCCCUGUGAAAUGCGUGCGGGCGACCCCGUGCCGGCCUCUUCCUCCCUGGGCCCGAACAAGAGGCGACCGGCUUCACGAUGCCUGGUGUAACAGUUAAGGACGUGAAUCAGCAGGAGUUUGUCAAAGCUUUGGGAGCUUUCCUCAAGAAGUCUGGCAAGCUAAAGGUGCCUGAUUGGGUCGACACAGUGAAGCUGGGCAAACACAAAGAACUGGCACCUUAUGACGAGAAUUGGUUCUACACCCGAGCUGCUUCCACAGUGCGUCACCUGUACCUGCGGGGUGGUGUUGGAGUUGGCGCCAUGACCAAGAUUUACGGCGGACGCCAGCGGAAUGGUGUGAAGCCCAGUCACUUCAGCCGUGGCUCCAAGUCUGUGGCCAGGAAGGUGCUGCAGGCUCUUGAAGGGCUGAAGAUGGUCGAGAAGGAUCCCAACGGUGGCCGCAGACUGACUGCACAAGGGCAGAGAGACCUGGACCGAAUUGCUGGUCAGGUUGCGGCAGCGAGUAAGAAACAUUGAAUGCGUGCGUCAUAUCCUGGAGAACAAUAAAAGCCUUCAGUUCUAA
Messenger RNA from Carcharodon carcharias (great white shark), 575 nucleotides. RefSeq names its product ribosomal protein S19 (gene rps19). Gene Ontology annotation, cellular component: cytosolic small ribosomal subunit; ribosome. Lineage: Eukaryota; Metazoa; Chordata; Chondrichthyes; Lamniformes; Lamnidae. The coding region runs from base 92 to 529 and encodes 145 amino acids. The record is from RefSeq and is a predicted model, not a curated record. The transcript is spliced from 6 exons. Gene Ontology annotation, molecular function: RNA binding; structural constituent of ribosome. Gene Ontology annotation, biological process: ribosomal small subunit assembly; translation.